Molecule: messenger RNA, 3791 nt
Organism: Brassicogethes aeneus
Lineage: Eukaryota; Metazoa; Arthropoda; Insecta; Coleoptera; Nitidulidae
Source: the annotation of a GenBank genome assembly
AGCUGGCUGGCCACGUGACCCCUCGAACUGUGGAAUGCCACACGGAAAUUAAAAUAGUAGUCUGGCCAGCGCUGGGCCCGGUCCAGCAACAGAACCCUGAAGGACGCCAGAAGGCCAUCGCGUCAGUCGUGGAAGAGAUGUGGCCCUUGCCUCACGCGUCCGUGCUCCAAAAUUCGCCGCAGAUGCAUCACAUGCACACACUACCGUCGAAUUACGGCGGUUUAGCGGAACAACCGUUUUUUUAUCCAGUGUUUCGGACUCUACCGGCUUCCUAUUACAUCCAAAGGCGAUCAUACGAUGAAGCUUUUGAUUCAUAUCGCAGGGCGUACGAACAAUACCAUCUAAAAUCGUACCAAGAAGAAAGAAUUUACGAAAACUUAAAGCAAUACCAAAAACUACCACAAUAUCGCGAAAACGGUAUCCAAGUUCGAUAUGUGCCAACACACAGAAUCGUUGAAAUUGCUAAAAAAGAUAUAUUCCAAAUCAAAUCACAGAGGCUGAUGCUGGCGCAGGACGAGUACGAUCACUUGAACAAUGCCUUAGCAACUUUAACGACUUCUAGAACAAGCCUGUGUUCAUCCACAAGUAGCGUAAGUACAAAAUACGACCCUGAUCUGCUAAAAUCAGAUGUCACAAUGGCAAAAAAUAGAGUAUCAAGACUAAAAUCAGAACUGGAACAAAUAAGGAACGAAAUGACUUACACCCAAAGAGGUGUAGAUACCCUUGCAAACGUCGAACAAAAGUUAAAGAAAAACGAGGGCACAUACUACAACAUAGCUGAGGCGCAAGCCAUCAUGGCCGAACUCAGAAACAUACAAAAAUCACUCUCGUCGGGGGAGAAAGAAAAAGCCGAGUUAAUGCAAUCGCUGGCAAAGUUAAAAGACGAUCUGACGCGACUGCAGUUAUCGGAAAGCUCGCCAGAUGUCUCGACGUUGAGUCUUCCACAAGAAAAACUAAGCACUGCUUCACAAACCGACUUAUCCUGCGAUUUGGUGCCGAUUGGUACGCGAUUAGCUGAGAUGGCGAAGAUGCGGUUGGAGUACGAUGAAGCCAGGAAAAAAGUACAAAGUAUUCAGCAGAAGUUGGCGGAUUUGGAGGAGAAAGUGCAACCUGGACAAGUGGAAAGUGAUAAAGAUAGAUUGUUAUUAUUCCAGGAGAAGGAACAGCUUCUUAGGGAGUUGAGAAGUAUAACCCCUAUGAUGAGAAGCAAGGAAGAGAUGUCCGACAUACAAAUGGAAUGCAAAAGGUUGGAGCAAGACCUCAAUAAAGCCUUAGAAAUGUCCAAUAGGGCCAUAGCCGACAGACUUCGCCUUCACGAGGAGAAAAACCUUCUCUUACAACAACUAAAGGAUGGUUUAAAACAAAUGACGCACUUGGAGUCCCAGCUGAAAACCCUCUCAGCUUCCACCCUCUCCGUUAGCAGCUCGUCAAGCCUAGGCUCCCUCUCCACCACGUCCAGUAAAGGUUCCCUAAGCUCCGGGCUGAGUUUUACGGACAUCUACGGAGGUCCGCAGUGCGCCGGACCGGUUAAUCUGGAAAAACCCAUCGACAUGGCCGAUUUACACCGCCGUGUUGAAAGAUUACUGAAAAGUUCCGAUAGUAACACACCCUCUCCCGUAAGAAGUCAGCCAUCUUUGUCGCCUAGGAGUUCUCUGAGCAGUGUUUCACCUCCAGUAUCUCCCAUGUACGAGAAUUUACCUUGUAUUGGUCCUCCACCCACUUACGAGCAAGUCGAGAGAGAUAGAAGGAUAAUGUCUGAACAAAAACAAAUCGACGACCGCCUGGUGGAACUCCGCCUCAGCAACCCAGCGAUAAACGACUACUACUCCACCCCCCGCCUCCAAAUACCGGCCCUGUCCCCCCUAACCGACAUUUUAGAAGCCCAGGGUAACAUGUCGCAAGGUUCCGGCUUGGGCAGGCCGUCGCGUUACUCCUACGAAAGUUCCGGCGACCCCCCCUUAUCCCCGAUAUCGGAAACGCCUCCACCCAUACUGGAUCACGACGAAAUCCUCCAGGGGGCGGCCCUAUCGCGAACUUCCUCUUCCGGUACGAACACCAGAUCCGUUUCGGCUGCGGUGAGCGACGAAUCCGUAGCUGGCGAUUCCGGGGUUUUCGAAGCUUCAAACCGGAAGAGGGCUUCCGGAGUUUUCGACGGCGAUACCACUCAAGUUCAGAUCAAAUUGAAGUAUGUCCUGAACGAAAAUACACUGAAUAUUGUCAUAGAAAGGGCGAGGAAUCUAAAUGCCUUGCUGAUUGCAGAAAAUUCUUUCGUAUAUAUUAAGGCAGCCCUUCUUCCGGCCCAGGCUCAACCGCCAUCAGUGUGUUGCACGAAAACCGUGAGGGAUCUAAAAAAGGCCACUUUCGGCGACGUUUUUAAUUUACAAGUACCUGUUAACAAAAUUUACACAAAAACUUUGCAAAUAAACGUGUGGAGUAAGAGCGAACAACAAUCGGACGUCUGUGUGGGUUGUGCACAAGUCAGUCUGGCAGACUUUAAUAUACAGAGCGUAUCGCAAAAAUGGUACAACAUCCUCUGUCUACAAGAAGAAUCCAUUACAGCACAUACGAAACAAGAAUCGGACGUGUCGGUAACACGCGACAACAAAAAUGAUGGGGAGUUUUCUUCGUCGUACAAACUGAAAGAAGAGAGUUCCGAUGAUAGCACGAUAAUUUCCUCACAAACCAGCACCUUGACAAGAAACCAAGAUUCCGUGAUACAAUCGGCGAUUAUUUUCGAUGAGUUGGCGAAUUGUUUGAGGCACACUGAGAAUUUCAGUGAGGAGGAAUCAGAUGAUGAUGAGGAUAUUGAGGUGAGUGAUGAGUGUGAGGAGACUAGGCUAGAGGUCGUUUUGGAACAUGAAGAUUUGGAGGAUAAAUAUUCAGAUAAACAGACUAACACUGAAUGUGCUUUUUAUCCUGAGCAUGCUAAACAGAUGAAGUUAGCAGCUGCUGGUAUCACAGAUGAUAAAGGCGUGAUAAAGCGAUCACAAACGUUCUCUCCGAGUGCGCAGGUGACCAAAAACCAGUACAUCUGCAAGCUAAACCGAAGCGAUAGUGACAGCGCGAUGCCUUUGUACAGGAGAUGCCACAAACCCUUCGAAAGACACGCUUUCGAAAGGCGCUCGCUUCGUUUCAGACGUCAAAGCGGUUCAGUAUCGCACCUAUCGGCAAGCAAAUCGCAAACGCACCUGCCCGCAACGGCCAGGACUUCCCUGGACUUGGAACUGGACCUCCAAGCUCAACAUACACGUUUGGACUUGCUCACCUCCGAGGUGCACCGCUUGAGGGCGCUCAAAGACCGGUUGGAGCAGGCUAAACAGCAGGGGGAUGCCGAUUUCGCUGCUUGUUUGUUGGAGGACAGGCAGUUUCAGAACUUGAUGGCGCAAGCUGAGACCUGCAAGUCCAACAGAACGCAGGAGGAGAGGAAGGUGGAGAAGAUGUUGAGGAAAGUUUCAAAGGAGAUUUAUAAGCUGCGUAAAACUAAGGCUGGGAAUGGGAAACCUGAUGUUAUUUCUUUCAAAGAGAAAAUGGCAUUUUUCACGCGAGUUUCUUCGAAUGUACCUUUCUUGCAAACUGAACAGCAUUGUCAGCAUCAGCAAGAGGAACCUUCAAAGAGAUUGCACGAACUAGAAAUUUUGCCUACAAGCAGCACGGAAGAUUGUACAAAUUGUGAUAGUAGUAAGGUUAAGGUUAGGGUGAACAAUAACAAUAAAAAUGACGACAAAGAUUUAUCUUCGAACAAUAGUAGGUAUGAUUAUGUUGUGGAUAGGGUACUGGGUGUUGAGGUUUAG